CGGCUUUCUCAUUCCGCGAUCCAAAAGCCGCACAAGGAGAAUUCCCCUCGAAAACCCUAGAUUUCCUCCUCUCCUUGCGGAUCUCCAUGUCGUCCUCCUCCUCCGACGAUGACGAUCGGAUCCCCUUCAGCCGGCGACCGGAAUGGUCCGACGUCAGGCCUGUCCCCCAGGACGAUGGACCGCACCCGAUUGUCCCCAUCGCCUACCGCGACGACUUCCGGGAGACCAUGGACUACUUCCGCGCCGUCUACAUCGCCGACGAGCGGAGUCGCCGCGCUCUUGACCUUACCACUGAGGCCAUCGGGAUGAACCCCGGGAACUACACUGUCUGGCAUUUCAGACGCCUUGUACUUGAGGCACUGAAUGUUGAUUUGCAUGAGGAAAGGGAUUUCAUUAACCAAAUUGCCAUACGCAAUUCUAAGAAUUAUCAAAUCUGGCAUCACAGGCGGUGGGUUGCAGAGAAUCUGGGACCUGAAGCUGCAGAUAAAGAGCUUGAAUUUACGAAGAGCAUACUUGCUCUUGAUGCUAAAAAUUACCAUGCCUGGUCUCAUAGGCAGUGGAUUCUUCUGUCACUGGGUGGCUGGGAAAAGGAGCUUGACUACUGCUGUAAGCUGCUUGAAGAUGACAUUUUUAAUAAUUCAGCUUGGAAUCAGAGGUACUUUGUCAUCACAAAGUCUCCGGUUCUUGGGGGCUUGCAAGCAAUGCGAGACUCUGAAGUAAGUUACACGGUUGAAGCCAUCCUAGCCAACCCUCAGAAUGAGAGCCCUUGGAGGUACCUCCGAGGUUUAUACAAGGGCGACACUGACUUGUUGGUAAGUGACAACCAAGUCUCCGAUGUAUGCCUGAAGGUUUUGAAGACCAAUCUCAACUACACAUUUGCAUUGAGUCUGCUCUUGGACCUCCUUAGUUAUGGUUUCCAACCUUCGGAUGAACUCAAGACUGUCAUUGAGGCUCUGAGGAAAACUGAACCAGACUCAUCAGAUGCCAAUUUGGCAACUACUAUCUGCUCCCUCUUAGAGACUGUGGACCCAAUGAGAUCAAACUACUGGGCGUGGCGCAAAAACAAUCUUCCAUUUCAGGUUUGUUGAGGCAGCCUACUGCAUUUUUCGCAUCUGUAUCAGAUUUGUGGGAUAUUUCAUGUAAGAUACUGAUAUUCAAUCAUAUCUAUAUUUGUUUCCUAUUUAUUCCUCUUC
This is a messenger RNA of Elaeis guineensis (African oil palm), 1193 nucleotides long. Its product is annotated as protein farnesyltransferase/geranylgeranyltransferase type-1 subunit alpha. Lineage: Eukaryota; Viridiplantae; Streptophyta; Magnoliopsida; Arecales; Arecaceae. Gene Ontology annotation, biological process: protein farnesylation; protein geranylgeranylation. Gene Ontology annotation, cellular component: CAAX-protein geranylgeranyltransferase complex; cytoplasm; protein farnesyltransferase complex. The record is from RefSeq and is a predicted model, not a curated record. Gene Ontology annotation, molecular function: CAAX-protein geranylgeranyltransferase activity; protein farnesyltransferase activity.